AUGUUGGCGCUAGUGAUCUUCAUCAUCAUAUUGUUCUUAUAUCUGAAAUGGAAGACUCGAAGACAUUCUGAUGAGCCACCAGCUUUGCCAGGGUCAUUGCCCUUGAUAGGACAUGGCCAUUUGCUUGUUGGAAACACAACUAGAUUCUGGGAGUUUAUAAGAGAUACGUCACACAAGUGUAUGGAGUUGGGACAUGUUGCAUAUUUCCUGACCGGUCCCUUCAAAUUCUACGUUCUUACCGAUCCGGAUGACAUUUUCUUGCUGUCAAAUACGUGUUUCCAAAAAGACGAAUUCAGUUAUGAGUUUACGAAACAAUUAUUGGGAAAUGGACUGCUUUAUGCACCAGUACCAAUAUGGAAAAGACAUCGCAAGCUUAUAAGUCCAGCAUUCAAUCAACAGAUACUGGAUUCAUUUUUGGUUAUCUUCAAUAAACAAGGACGAAAACUUGUUGAAAAAAUGCAAGUUGAAGUCGGGAGAGGGUGGUUCGAUCAAUCAAAGUAUGUGAAACAGAAUUUCAUGGAAACUAUUUGUCUAACGGCGUUAGACGACUGCGUUACACCAGAAGAGGCGAAUGCAUAUGUAGAGGCUUUCGAAAAUUACCUAAACGGUAAUAUUCUGAGAUUCCAGACGUUCUGGCUUCAUCCUGAUAUAUUUUUCAAAUUCAGUAACUUGAAGAAGAAACUCGACGCAAGCAUAAAAGUUCUUCAUGAAAUGUCCGAUAAAGUACUCAAAAACAAAAGAGCUCUUAGAAAACUUAAUGAAACGGAAAGUAAUACGGAAAACAGUCCAAAAUUGAAGGUAUUUAUGGAUCUACUUAUGGAUUUGGACGGUGGUGUGCUAACUGAUCAGGAGAUUAGAGAUGAAAUGAACACAAUCAUUAUGGCGGGCCACGAGACAUCAGCUAACGUUAUAGUCUUCGCUCUCAUAUUACUAGGAUCCCAUCCAGAAGUACAGGAAAAGCUUUAUGAGGAAAUACGAAGAGUGUUUGGUGACAGCGACAGAGAUAUAGAGAAGCAGGAUCUUUCACAGCUAAUUUACAUGGAAGCAGUUUUGAAGGAAACUAUGCGUUAUUUCGUAAUGGCUCCAUUCGUUGGAAGGCAUAUCGAUCGGGAGGUCAAAUUAAAAAACUGUACCCUUAAACCUGGUAAUAAUUGCUUGAUUCUAUACUAUGGGCUUCAUCGUCAUCCCAUUUGGGGUCCAGAUGUAAAUGAAUUCAAACCCGAACGAUGGUUAGAUCCAGCCACUCUACCGAAGAAUCCGAAUGCGUUCGGCGGAUUUAGUAUCGGGAAGAGAAAUUGUAUAGGUAAAACAUACGCAAUGAUGUCUAUGAAAUCCACAUUAUACUACGUCUUCCGAAGGUUCAAAAUGCAAGCAGACCACACCAAGCUGAAGUUCAAACUCGACGUUUUACUCAAACCAAUAACAGGACACUACGUCACUAUAGAGAAUAGAUCAUAA
Messenger RNA from Danaus chrysippus (African queen), 1458 nucleotides. The record is from the annotation of a GenBank genome assembly. NCBI's taxonomy places the organism in Eukaryota, Metazoa, Arthropoda, Insecta, Lepidoptera, Nymphalidae.